Paramisgurnus dabryanus is the source of this 3643-nucleotide messenger RNA. RefSeq names its product casein kinase 1, delta a (gene csnk1da). Gene Ontology annotation, biological process: protein phosphorylation. Lineage: Eukaryota; Metazoa; Chordata; Actinopteri; Cypriniformes; Cobitidae. Gene Ontology annotation, molecular function: ATP binding; protein kinase activity. The record is from RefSeq and is a predicted model, not a curated record.
GGAGCUUGGGUUCUGUUGUAGAAGAUACACAGAGAGUCAAUGGUAGAUUUAGGGCCGUCGGAAGUAGGAGGGAGUCGUUCGCAAAAUCCGACUUCAUCCUUUUUUAAACAAAUUAUUUUCACGGUAAAAAUUACUGGAGCAUAAAGUUCAAAAUUUACUCUUUUAAAUAAGCCUAGUAUUUUGGUAGUGCGCGAUUCGGAAUGUUAGAAAACGAUUGGUGAAAAUUGGAUAGCGACUGGGAAGGGAAUUAGCAAGCUAGCAAACAGUACCAGGGAAGCUGUAACAGACAGAAGAAUAGACGGUUAACAAAGGAGAGAUUUUCGUUGUUUUCUUUGCUUUUAUUAAACACACAGAACACAUAUACUCAACAUUAUUCCCGGUAAAGCUAGCCUUAUCGCUAGCUUUGAUAUUAAGCCAUUAUCAUGGAAUUGAGAGUAGGAAACCGAUACAGACUGGGAAGGAAAAUUGGUUCUGGAUCCUUUGGUGACAUUUAUUUGGGCACAGACAUCUCUGUGGGGGAAGAAGUAGCCAUCAAGCUAGAAUGUGUGAAAACGAAGCACCCACAGCUGCACAUCGAGAGCAAGAUUUACAAGAUGAUGCAAGGAGGCGUUGGUAUUCCAACAAUAAAAUGGUGUGGAGCAGAGGGAGAUUAUAAUGUAAUGGUCAUGGAGUUGCUGGGACCCAGUUUGGAGGAUCUCUUCAACUUUUGCUCUCGCAAAUUCAGCUUAAAGACUGUUCUUCUGCUGGCUGACCAAAUGAUAAGCCGUAUCGAAUACAUCCACUCCAAGAACUUUAUCCACAGAGACGUCAAGCCUGAUAACUUCCUUAUGGGCCUGGGGAAGAAGGGCAACCUUGUUUACAUCAUUGACUUUGGUCUGGCCAAGAAGUACAGAGAUGCUCGCACACACCAGCACAUCCCUUACCGCGAGAACAAAAACCUGACCGGCACUGCUCGCUACGCUUCCAUCAACACCCACUUGGGAAUAGAGCAGUCCAGACGAGAUGACUUGGAGUCUCUUGGCUAUGUGCUGAUGUAUUUCAACCUGGGCUCUCUGCCAUGGCAAGGUCUAAAGGCUGCCACAAAGAGACAGAAAUAUGAGCGAAUCAGUGAAAAGAAAAUGUCAACUCCUAUUGAAGUCCUGUGCAAAGGAUACCCCUCUGAGUUUGCCACAUACCUCAACUUUUGCCGCUCCCUGCGCUUUGACGACAAGCCCGACUACUCUUACUUGAGACAGCUCUUCAGGAACCUUUUCCACCGACAAGGCUUUUCAUACGACUACGUCUUCGACUGGAAUAUGCUCAAAUUCGGCGCAAACAGAGCAGCAGAAGAUCCAGAGAGGGAACGGAGGGAUCGAGAGGAACGAUUGCGGCAUGGGCGGAAUCCUGCUGCCCGUGGCAUGAUGCCUUCCAGCUCAGGUAGACCUAGAGGAACACAAGAAGUAGCACCUCCCACGCCCCUCACGCCAGCCUCACACACAGCAGGAAUGGAGCGAGAGCGGAAGGUUAGUAUGAGGUUGCACCGCGGAGCCCCUGUUAACAUUUCCUCCUCUGAUCUAACUGGCCGACAGGACACUUCACGCAUGUCCACGUCACAGAAUAGCAUUCCCUUUGAUCACCACGGCAAGUAGAUGCUGGCCAUGCUCUGGUGUGAGAGACGGCAUUGGGGUCUUUCUCGUGUCACCCCCAGUGGCCUGCAGUCUGCUGUACCUCGAUGAGACCCUACACACGCCUAAAGAGCAGACCAACGACGGCCCUGAUCUGCACUAGGACUUUUCCAGCAGCCUCUUACCAUGCGAAACCAACCUCAGAAAAUCAAAUCUACAGAGAUCUACAAUUCUGCAAAUCUUCCUCUCAAUGCAAUUAAAAAACUUGAGUCACACAAACUCAAAAGAUGGAUGUUUUGUUGUUGUUUUGGUACACGCCACACAAACAUUUCUAGGCACGUAAAUUGUGCUGGGUAACAUCGCUUUCUGCCAGAAGAUCACUGGUGAGAAGGGAGGGGUGGAGUUGGGUGGGGUGGGGUGUCCAUCGCUGCCUUUGCCCCUCUGACGCUCCAGGAGGAAAGGGCCGUCCUCCUGCCAUCCAGGGGCCUCUUCACAAGCAGAGCGCCUUGGCUUAAGCCUCGUACAUUUGCUCUGAUACCCUCUCUUGUUGCAAAAAAUUACUUUUAACAGCUUGGAAUGCAGCUGUACUGAUAGCCAUUGACAUUUUGCUUAACAUAAAUCUUUUUUGUCUUUUACGUACAACAGAAUUUGCUCAAAUUGAUUUCACUUCAGUUUCAUUCUUUUGCAGGUGAUUCUUUUCCCUCUCUUAAUUUAGUUUAACCACGUUAACAUGCUUAUUUAAAAAUAACACGCAGAAAUGUUUGCAAGCCUGUUAGUUUGUGUGGCAGGAUAAAGGCAGUGUCUUUUUUACGUUUAGUUUUCGUUUAUUGUGUGGAAGGCCAGCAAAUCUAAAUUCGUCAAUGUCAAGAAGUUGUAACCACAAAGCAUCUCUCAUUUUUAGAUUAGAUUAUUUUUUAGUUUCCUUUGCAACCUGGCCCUUAUCAAUUCUAAUCAAAUUGCUCAUUGAUUUUAUUGCAUUCCCUUGUUUUUGUUUGUUUGAAAGCUGUGAAAUGCCUGUAUUGUAGAGAUGUUGAUGUUAAUAAUGUUGCUGUACGUUUAAUUUUACCCUCAAAUUAAGGUUAGUGCUUUUACAAAAAUACAGGCACGUAUGUUGUUAAAAAGCGGAGUCCGCGUUUGCUAAAAGACGUUUAUAGUAGGUUAAUAAUAAUUUAAGGGCUCCGUCUUUCUGACUGGAGGGGUAUACACAAUAAAAAACUUGUUUUAAAUUGAGAGUUUUGGGCAUAUGUUGAGACAGACUGGUGUGUUUUUGUUGUUGUUUUCUUUUAAUGAUUAUAUAUUAAGUGCAUAUGGAUGUCUCAAGCCCAGCUUGUCUCAUUGAAAAUACACCAGCCAACACAAAGCCAUGUCUGUUUUUUCUUUGCGACUGACACUUUUGAGAUGGGUUUUAUUUUUCAGCUUUUUUUUAAGUACUGCUUUUCCCUUAUUUCAAAAGUGUGGUUCCUUGACUUACUGGUGCUAUAAGUCACUGAGGAGGAAUUGGAGGGCAUCCCGCCUGUCCAUAUCAUUCAGCAUCAUAGAGUGUAGGCUUUUUUCUGUAGUCAUGGGGUGGGCGGGGGGCUAGUGGUGAAAUUCUUGAAUUCUGUUGUCAUGUAAAUAGGAUGUUUCUAGUGAUGGCAAAGUACCAUUUUCAUAGUCACUGUCUGUGUGUAUUGUGAGUAUGGGGAAAGGCUAGUGCUUAGAGAGGUGAGAGGGGCUUGGUUCUGUUCUAGAUUUGAUAAGUUAGUAUUUUUUUCUCUCCACUGGUGAUCUCACAGGAACAGCCUCUUCAGUACUGGUGUUGUUUAAACGUAGGCACGACUACACUUUGGGAUUGGGCUGUUCUGGAUUUCUCUUUCAUUUUCUGGUUCAUUCUACACAUGACUGCUUGGCCAGUCCUUCUGCAUCACACAAGCAUCACACUGUGCUGUAUCAGGUGAAAUUACAAAAAUCCUCCUUCACUGGAAGAUUGUUUCCUCAUUUGUAUUGCCACUGUAUUUGUGUAUUUUAAAAUGUGUAAAUAAAUUAAUAAGUACUUGUAA